Molecule: messenger RNA, 486 nt
Organism: Oxyura jamaicensis (ruddy duck)
Lineage: Eukaryota; Metazoa; Chordata; Aves; Anseriformes; Anatidae
Gene: S100A10
Product: S100 calcium binding protein A10
Source: RefSeq, a predicted model, not a curated record
GACCCUCAGAAUCCAUCAUAAACACCUCAACAGAGAGCCUUCACCUUAUUAUUUGCACAGAAAUCUACAACACUAGCACCAGAGGCCAAGAGAUGCAGAUACUGGAUGAUGAGUAACACUGCAGAACAGCUAAGAGAAAGAGCAAGAGGAGUCCAGCGGGGCAAAGCACUGCCCCACUGUCCUGUUCCAUACUGCCACUGCCCUGUUGCAUGCUGUCCCCUCCCCAAGCAGCCAUGCUGUCCCAGAUGGAGCACACCAUGGAGACCCAUUUCACCCUCCACAAUUAUGCAGGGGACAAGAACCACCUGAGCAAGGAAGACCUGUGGGUGUUGAGAGAGAAGGAGUUGGCACUGGACAAGAUCUUCAUGGACUAGUGCCACAACAGCAAGGUUGGUUUCCAGAGCUUCAUCUUGCUAGUGGCCAGGCUCACCAUUACCUGCAAUGACUACUUGGUGGUGCACAGGAAGCAGAAAUGCAGGCAGUGAG